Messenger RNA from Chrysochloris asiatica (Cape golden mole), 2096 nucleotides. Its product is annotated as WD repeat-containing protein 1-like. The record is from RefSeq and is a predicted model, not a curated record. Gene Ontology annotation, biological process: positive regulation of actin filament depolymerization; locomotion; actin filament depolymerization. The coding region runs from base 182 to 1999 and encodes 605 amino acids. Gene Ontology annotation, molecular function: actin filament binding. NCBI's taxonomy places the organism in Eukaryota, Metazoa, Chordata, Mammalia, Afrosoricida, Chrysochloridae. Gene Ontology annotation, cellular component: cortical actin cytoskeleton. The transcript is spliced from 15 exons.
CAGCGCGCAGGGCAGGGCGCGAGCCGGCUCUGAGCCCCGGCGACCGCCCCCAGCCCGCCCGGCACGCCCGGCGCCGGCUUCCGGCCCGUCCCCGCGCGGACUUGGCUAGACGGAGUCGCAGCGCGGCCCGUGCGCAUCGGCCAGGGGCUCUAGGCGAGCGUGGCGCUAACAAGUGGGCAGGAUGCCGUAUGAGAUCAAGAAAGUGUUCGCCAGCCUCCCCCAGGUGGAGAGGGGGGUCUCCAAAAUCCUCGGCGGCGACCCUAAGGGCAACAAUUUUAUUUACACCAAUGGAAAGUGCGUCAUCAUCAGAAACAUCGACAACCCCGCCAUUGCUGACAUCUACACGGAGCACGCGCACCAGGUGGUGGUGGCCAAGUACGCGCCUAGCGGCUUCUACAUCGCUUCCGGAGAUGUGUCCGGGAAGCUGCGAAUCUGGGACACUACGCAGAAGGAACAUCUGCUCAAGUACGAGUACCAGCCCUUUGCCGGGAAGAUCAAAGACAUCGCCUGGACGGAGGACAGCAAGAGGAUCGCCGUGGUCGGGGAGGGCCGGGAGAAGUUUGGUGCCGUCUUCCUGUGGGACAGUGGCUCUUCCGUGGGUGAGAUCACGGGACACAACAAAGUCAUCAACAGCGUGGACAUCAAGCAGACCAGGCCAUAUCGGCUGGCCACGGGCAGUGACGAUAACUGUGCCGCGUUCUUCGAGGGGCCGCCCUUCAAGUUCAAGUUCACCAUUGGGGACCAUGGCCGCUUUGUCAACUGUGUGAGGUUCUCCCCUGAUGGCAACAGGUUUGCCACCGCCAGUGCGGACGGCCAGAUCUACAUCUAUGACGGGAAGACGGGAGAGAAAGUGUGCGCCCUGGGAGGAAGCAAGGCUCAUGAUGGCGGGAUUUACGCGAUUAGCUGGAGUCCUGAUAGUACCCACCUGCUUUCUGCCUCCGGAGACAAGACAUCCAAGAUCUGGGAUGUCAACGCGAAUUCCAUUGUCAACACGUUUACCAUGGGCUCCAACGUCCUAGACCAGCAACUGGGCUGCUUGUGGCAGAAGGACUACCUGCUCAGCAUCUCACUGUCUGGGUACAUCAACUACCUGGACAAGAACAACCCCAGCAAGCCCCUGCGGGUCAUCAAGGGUCACAGUAAGUCAAUCCAGUGUCUGGCGGUGCACAAAAACGGCGGCAAGUCCUACAUCUACUCCGGGAGCCACGAUGGGCACAUAAAUUACUGGGAUUCCGAGACGGGGGAGAAUGACUCCUUCGCUGGAAAAGGCCACACGAACCAAGUAUCCAGGAUGGCCGUGGAUGAAGCUGGUCAGCUGGUCAGCUGCAGCAUGGACGACACCGUGCGAUACACCAACCUCACGCUGCGGGACUACAGCGGACAAGGAGUGGUGAAGCUGGACGUUCAGCCAAAGUGCGUGGCUGUCGGCCCCGGGGGAUACACGGUGGUCGUGUGCAUCGGGCAGAUCAUCUUGCUGAAGGAUCAGAAGAAGUGUUUCAGCAUCAACCCCGACUAUGAGCCCGAGGUGGUGGCAGUGCACCCGGGGGGCGAGACGGUGGCUGUGGGGGGCACGGACGGUAAGGUCCGCCUCUACUCCAUCCUGGGCUCUGCGCUGAAGAGCGAGGACCAGCUCCUGGAGGCCAAGGGCCCCGUCACCGACCUGGCCUACUCGCACGAUGGCGCCUUCCUGGCUGUGUGUGAUGCCAGCAAAGUGGUCAUGGUCUUCAGUGUGGCAGAUGGCUACUCGGAGAAGGAAGUUUUCUAUGGGCAUCAUGCGAAGAUCGUCUGCCUGGCCUGGUCCCCGGACAACGAACACUUCGCCUCCGGCGGCAUGGACAUGAUGGUGUACGUGUGGACCCUGAGCGACCCUGAGACCAGAGUCAAGAUCCAAGAUGCCCACCGGCUGCACCAUGUCAGCAGCCUGGCUUGGCUGGACGAGCACACGCUGGUUACGACCUCCCACGACGCCUCCGUCAAAGAGUGGACAAUCACCUACUGAGGCCCGGCCACAGAGCCACCGAAUCAGGGACUAGAAGCGCGCUGCAGCCCAACACGCUCUUCCUCUCCAUGUUUCUGUAACGCGCCCUGCCCCGCCC